ACAGACUGAAAGCUAAAUAUACUUGCUGAUAAGUAUUAAAAUGAUGGAGGAAGGGAUUGACCACUCGUGCUCUUAGGAGUUUACCUGCAGGAAGGUGAGAGCACUGUGUGCGGAACACACACCGGCUCCUCCCUUUCACUCUCUGUUCUCCCUCCCCCAACCGAUAACAUGGAUCAUCGCAGUCCACCUGCGCUUUUAAUUCAAGGUUAAUAUAUUUAUUCUAACGUGAUCUGUGUAGGGUCUCUAAAAUUUGCAGUCUGUUUUAAAAGUCAACAAGGAGUUUCGAUGAAACCAUUAAGUGAACAAUGUAGCGAGCAUCAGAAGAAAAGCGCUGGGGAGAUGCAGAGUGAGGAGACGAGAACAGCAGCACCUGGAGCCGGUGUGACUGUGAACGCUUCUACGAGAGAGAGUCCAGGACAGCAGAAUGGGAUUGUGUCUUCUCCUGAUGUCUCCAGGCCCGUAUCCCAGACUCAAACUGAGCACCAGCCUCCAUCCUCUACACCAGCUGCUCCUGCUCAGCCUCCCAGAGAACAGUGGGGCGGCAAAUAUGAAUUUCUGCUCUCCUGUAUUGGCUACUGUGUGGGCCUGGGAAAUGUCUGGAGGUUCCCCUACCUCUGCUACCGAAACGGAGGAGGUGUGUUUCUCAUCCCGUACUUCAUCAUGCUCUUCUUCACUGGAAUGCCGCUCUUCCUCAUGGAGCUCAGCCUGGGCCAGUAUGGAGCCGCAGGUCCCAUCACCGUCUGGAAGUGCUGUCCCCUCCUCAAAGGGAUUGGAAUAGGGAUGCUAUGUGUGUCCAUUCUUGUGUGUCUCUAUUAUAAUGUGAUUAUCGCUUGGACGUUCUACUACCUGGGCAGUUCUUUCCAGAGCCCUCUGCCCUGGUCAUGUGAUGCUCUUCAUAACAUUCCCCUUUGUCGAAACAAAACUAAUAUCACCCAAAGUCCCUCUGAGGUCUUCUGGAACGAGAAGGUUCUGGGAGUAGUGAACAGCAAAGGGCUGCAUGAUCCCGGUCCAGUGCGUUGGCCUCUAGCUCUGUGCUUGCUGGCUGCCUGGGUCGUCAUUUUCCUUUGCAUGCUCAAGGGUAUUCGCAGCUCUGGCAAGGUGGUGUAUGUGACUGCUACCUUCCCCUAUUUUGUGCUGGUGGUCCUCAUCAUCAGAGGGGCCACCCUUGAGGGCUCUUUAAACGGUGUCGCCUUCUACCUCACUCCAAACUGGGCCCAUUUGGCGAAUGCACAGGUUUGGAAUGAUGCUGCAUCGCAGAUCUUUUAUUCUUUGGGUAUUGGGGUUGGUGGACUUCUGUCAAUGGCGUCUUACAAUAAAUUUGACAAUAAUGUCAUCAGGGAUACUAUAAUCAUUACCAUAGGGAACUGCGGGACUAGCUUUUUUGCAGGCUUUGCCAUUUUCUCUAUCCUGGGACAUAUGGCUUGGAGGAAGGGCGUGCCUGUGGGUCAGGUGGCAGACUCAGGUCCUGGUCUGGCAUUUGUUGCCUACCCAGAAGCCCUGGCUCUUCUCCCAGGAUCAGUGUUUUGGUCCAUUCUGUUUUUUCUCAUGCUCUUUAUGCUGGGAGUGGAUACACUGUUUGGUAACAUGGAGGGGAUCUGUACAGCUGUGCUGGAUGAGUUUCCUCAGCUCAGAUCCAAUCUGAAGCACAAGACGCUGUUCCUGGCACUGCUCUGUUUCUCCUUCUAUCUCAUGGGCCUGCUACUCAUCACUGAUGGUGGGAUAUACUGGUUCACGCUUAUAGACUCCUUCAGCACAAGCUUUGGUCUCAUCAUCAUUACUCUCUUCAUGUGUAUUGGCAUCUCAUUCUUUUAUGGGGUGAACCAGUUCUGUCAGGACAUUGUGGACAUGAUCUGUCGCUGUCCUCCCUGGUGCACAAAACUGCUAUUGUACUUCAAAGCCUGCUGGCUGGUUUUCACCCCCUUCCUGUUAACGUUCAUCCUGACCUACAUCUUCAUCGAGAUGUACCGUACGUCUCUGCGCUACGGCACCUAUGUGUUCCCGACCUGGGGCAAAGCGUUGGGCGUCUGUAUGGGUGCCUUCUGCUGUCUGCAGAUUCUCAUCUGGGCCAUAGUGGCCAUCAGUAAAGAGUCUGGCACUCUUAAAGAUCGCUUCCAGAAAUCCAUCCGUCCUCUCAAUUCCUGGCGCGUUAACAACAUAAACACAACAUCUCAGGAGCAGAAUGUGGAGCCUCAGCGAGUUGAGGGACCCUUCACGGUUAACCUGACUGAAGCGGACUUCACCGCCAUGAACUGGGAGGCCAUAAGCGAGGCAUAACACUGCCCCAAGUGUUGGGAGGUUACAACUGCGGGACAUCUCAAAAGGACAAGUACUGUAUGGUGAGGACUUCUGUUUGGAGAAUCAUGCACACUUUCUCACCAGGCAAGCUGGAUUGAAAUGAACAUUUAAAUGAUCGUAUAAAAACAUUUAUUUCCGUUUGUUGUUUGGCAUAGUAACGGGCAUAAUGCAAAAACCAGAGAAACGCAAAGGACUUUAUGGAUUCUUUGGCUGAAUUCAUGAUGUCUUAAGGAUUCCAUUUCAUGCUGUUCAUCAUGUUCAUGUUCAAGUCUUUUCAUCAAAGAGUGUAUAGGCUUAUUUUAAAAAGUAACAGAUCUAGUAACAUGAUCUGUUUUUUUAUUCACAAGAGCCAGGUCAAACCAAAUCAGGUCAAUGUCUAUAGGUGAGAUUGUUUAACAAAACAGAACUUAUUUGACAUGGUAACCGUUCACACAAAUAACUGUAGUACUAGAUACCUUGGAAAGCCUCUUUAGACUGAUUAAGUAUGCUGUAUAAAACAUACACUUUUCAUAACUUUUUUUGAAAUGCCACAAAUCCAGCAAAUAAAAUCAAAAUGGUUCCAUGAA
Messenger RNA from Carassius carassius (crucian carp), 2861 nucleotides. Its product is annotated as sodium-dependent proline transporter-like. Gene Ontology annotation, biological process: sodium ion transmembrane transport. The record is from RefSeq and is a predicted model, not a curated record. Gene Ontology annotation, cellular component: membrane. Lineage: Eukaryota; Metazoa; Chordata; Actinopteri; Cypriniformes; Cyprinidae. Gene Ontology annotation, molecular function: L-proline transmembrane transporter activity. The transcript has 15 exons. Bases 286 to 2274 code for a protein of 662 amino acids.